Molecule: messenger RNA, 2755 nt
Organism: Epinephelus fuscoguttatus (brown-marbled grouper)
Lineage: Eukaryota; Metazoa; Chordata; Actinopteri; Perciformes; Serranidae
Product: early growth response protein 1-B
Exons: 2
Coding region: 519-2006 (495 amino acids)
Biological process (GO): regulation of transcription by RNA polymerase II
Molecular function (GO): DNA-binding transcription factor activity, RNA polymerase II-specific; RNA polymerase II cis-regulatory region sequence-specific DNA binding
Source: RefSeq, a predicted model, not a curated record
UCUUCACUUUAAUAUUCUUUUAAUUCAGAUGAUAAUUCGUUAAUGUGGAAAUAAAAUGCCAUCAUUUCAACGUUAACCACCCAGCACUGGUCGCCACUUGUUGCAACGUCAGACUCCAUCUCUCCGGUCUGGGAGGAGGGAGGAUUAGAGGAGGGGGGGACUCCGUCACAUCCUCUGUCCAUGUAUGGGCAUGAAGUUUACACGCAGCGGGGAAUCCUCUCACUGGAGCUGAUGAAUGGGGAGGAGGGCCGAGGGAGCUGCCAAAGUGUAUAUAAGGAGAGAGAGGGGAAGUCGCUGAUGUGAAAUCCACAGCAAGCAAAUACCUACCGAGGAGCUCAGAGACGAAAAGGAAUACCUUUAAUUGCUUUUUACACCUUUUGACACAGACCACUUUGGAUCAUUUGUUGAAAACCAUCAAAAAGAGGGGGUUUGAAAGCAAAGUCAUCUGCAUAAUUUGUUCUGCAUCUUCCCCUUUUUACCCUUUUCCCUGGGAGAGACGGACUUCUAAGUGCAUCAGUAUGUUGAACAAUAUGGAUUUGAAUGCGAAAGAUUCUUUUUACCCUCAGUUUGAGAAUUGCAACAGUUCUUCCCUGGGAAUGGAAAACAGCGUGCGGAAAGACAACCAGGAGGUGUAUGUCGAUGCAGAGCGGGGGGUACCUGCCCAGUUUGGCCACGAAGGAGCCCCAGCAACCCUCAAAACCGAAGCUUCCAACUCGGAAUUUGCUUUUAACCCCUGCGAGUGCCCAAAAGACACCUACACCCCCUCCUCGCUCGCCUACUCGGGCAGUUUCUAUGUUGAGGCAUCUCAGGGAGCGCCGUGCAGCACCGAAACACUUCUCAAUAUGAUCACUGAGAUCGUGGGUAUAUCCACAAUGCCACUUUCAGAAGUGCAACACAGCGGCAACAGUCGGGGAACUUAUCCGUCGCCUGCGCCGAUGGACAGCAGCAAUGGCAAUUUUGGAGACCCCGGCGUUAAAAGGCAAUCCUACACCUGCUCCGGACCCACUCCCCCUGUGUACUCUCCAGACCAGACGUGCCCGAGGUACGCGGAUGAUCAGGCCGGUAGCCAGACCCAAGACCCGUCCACUUCCCAGCUGAGCUUCGGCUCUCCCCGAGCUCCAAACCAGAAGAAGGAUGAACCAAAGUCAGAGGCCGCUUCUUUCCCUGUCGUGGUCAAGAAUGAGUUUGAGAGCAGCUGCUACGAAUGGGGGACAUUUAACAAAUCUGGCUGUUUGGAGACGAGUUUCCAGACAGAGACCUUCCCGAUGUCGAGCGAUUUCCCCCCUGACCAGCAAAUGGAUGUUAAGGAACUUUUAGACACGUUUCCCCCAAUUUGUCCCAACCCAGAGAUGGAGUUUAAAGUGGAGGGGGGUAUCAAACAGGAACCGUGUUUCUCUGACACCUGCUCUCAGAGCUACUCCAGCCCCCUGUACAAUAAUUACCUCCCACCUCCUCCGAUGGGCCUCUCCUCUAACCUGAAACCCUUCCCCGAGCCCCCACAACCAUCUAAUCAGUGUGAUUCCUUAUACACAUCACCAGCUUUACCCAGCACCAUAGACUCCAUCCUGUACUCUUCCUUGUUGCCAGAUUCUUUCGCCCAAAGUUACACCACCCGUGCGACGAAGCCCCCAAGGGCCAGGAAGAGCCCGGCCGCCUCUCACGGCCCAGCCAAAGAGAAACCCUUCACCUGCCCUAUGGAGAGCUGCGACCGACGCUUCUCUCGCUCGGAUGAGCUCAACCGGCACAUCCGCAUCCACACAGGCCACAAACCUUUUCAGUGCCGCAUCUGUUUGCGCAGUUUCAGCCGUAGCGAUCACCUUACCACCCACACCAGGACUCACACUGGGGAGAAGCCGUUCUCCUGCGACGUCUGCGGCAAACGGUUCGCCCGGAGCGACGAGAGGAAACGGCACGGACGCGUACACCUGAAACAGAAGGAGAAAAUGGAAAUAAAGCCACAGGUGACCACCGGCGCAUGGACUUUCACUCUUCCCGAGGGCAUUUGAAGACAAAGGCUGUGUGUCCACACAUACUAUAUUAGGAUCUUUCCGUCUUGGAAGAUAAUAAGCCAGCUAACUACUAAGUUGAUGUCUGAGUUGGUUUGACUGGCACGCCAAUGCCUGGCACAAGAGGUUUUGCAGUUUUUUUUGAGGAGCAGAAAGGGGGAGAGAGAGGUCUGCUUCGGCCUUAUUGCCUGCUGCUGAUGCUGCUGACUUUAUGCAAAGAUGCAUAAGUUGUAAAAGUCGGUAAACAGAUCAACAGUGACUUGUUGCUGUUACUGUCAGUAGAGCCAAACCUCUCUGCUGCGGCAUUGCAUGACUGCUGUUCAGCACCUCUUCAUCUGGACAGCUCCAACCUCCAUCGCCUCUGAGCCUGGAUGGAUUGCACUUACAGAUUAUUAAUAUCUCCAUUUAAGAUUCUUAUUUUCUGCUUUUAGCAUUCUUAGAGCAAUUGUUUGGACUAUGUUUCUUAAAAAUGCAUGUUUAUGUCAGUGUUUUUAUUUUGUUUUAUUUUAUUUUUUUCCUUUCAGCGGAAUAAUCAACCACUGUCAAGGUACUCCUUCGCUCCACAGUGAGGGUUAUUGACAUGAAUGUAGGCUAAUAUAUUUAUGGCUUUGACCAUAAAGCUGUCCAUCUUUUAUCAGAUUUAGUGUUUGUUUAACUUCUUAUCAUUUGGCUGUCAGUGUUUUUUGUCAUUGGUCUUUGUGUUGUGUUACAAUUGUUUGGAUUAUUACAAUUGUGAAAGAUAUAUCAUA